ACAUGUUCCACUACAUGGGAUUGUUGCGACACAACAAUAGGUGGUACGAAUUUGAUGGUCUUAAGAAACCUCCAAUAAAAAAAAGUGAUGGUGGAUUUGAAACACUGUACAGACCUUCACACUGUUUAUUUGGUAUGUAAACAUGUCAUAUCAUAACAUCGACAUUACUUGUACUAAAUUUUGCACAGCUGGACAGAAUUUUUCGUGAUGAAUAAGAUAUUUUUUAGUGCUCAAGGAAGACUCACAAAGCAAUGAAAUAAUACAAAACAAAGCCCACAGUGCAGAAGGAAACUUGCAAUCCUUGGUUGAUGAUUCUGAAAACCAAGAGAUUGAAGGGGUAUCUACGACCAUUCGUACCAAGCAAGCACAAAAAUACACCCCAGGUAUAACCAUGGACAGCCUUCUUGCUUCAAAAAUUCCAGAAAACAAACAAGAAGAAACAAAAAUUACUGCAGACAUCAAAAGCCUUGAGGAAAUCCUCAAUGAUAGCGAUGACUCGCUUUUCUGCAUUGAUAAUUGCACCGACAGUCGUGAUAAGGAAAAAUUGGACAAAAAGAAAAAAAAGAGACAAGGGCCAUUGCAAGCAUAUGUUCAAAUGGAUGCCUACAAUAGGUGCAAGAUGUUACUGUCUUGGUUUGUUAAGCGUGAAGACGCAGAGCUCAUCAUGAGCGAGAGUUUGGACGUAGAAGUAGGCAUGCUGCCUAAAUCUUUUAAAGCAUUGCCUGACUCUGUACGCGACGAGCUUGUCCAUGUCGAUAUUUUAAAACAAUAUGCAAACAAAGGAUUUAUCGAACAUCUCAAGAAAUUGAUACAAAAGAAAAAGAGAACAUCAAGUUGGACGUGUGGCACAUGCAAGAAGAGUAUAGGGGCUCCCGAUCGAAGCAUAGCAUGUGACAGAUGUCUCACAUGGAGUCAUUUUUGUUGUACCGAUCUGAAGAGAAAACCACGUGGUAAUUGGUUUUGUAAGAACUGUAUUGAAGAAGUAACUGGUAAGUCAGAAUAUUUUGCCCCUGUUUAUUUAAUCCUAACUGUAUGUGAAGCAUUACUAACUUUGUUUUAUAGUGAUAAUUGAUUCUGAUGAAGAGGAGAACCCACUGGAGCCGCAAUGGAGGGCGUUUUUAACCCGAUGCCUUGAAAACGGUAUAUUGAAGAAAUACAUAGAGAAAUCUCUAGACCCACAUUGUAAUCCGUUGCUUAACCAGAAAUCAGGAGGUGUUUUUCAAGUUGCGGCUAAUUUUGAGGGAUUAAAAAGAACAGAACCAGAAUUCUAUAUGCAGAUUACAAAAUAUUUAGCAGCAACUACAAACUCAAAAUGGUCAGAUAUAGUACGUGAAUAUGUAUUGCAAGUUUAUGCAGGUGAAUUGCCAUUUGGACGUGCAUAUGCUGACAUGCUGCAAUACAUUGAAGUUAAACUUUUUUCAUUGCUUUGUUAGAAUAUAUUCUGGCUGAUAUUGUGAAUAUAUACAGCACGUUUUAUGUUCAGUUUAGACAUAGAUUUUUUUAAUAUGCUAAGGCUGAAUCUAGCUUGGCUACCCCAGACCUUUGUUUAUAUUCAUAUUAUGUUCUUUAACAUGGUUUUAUCAUUUAUCAAAAAGGUGAAGCAGAGAAAAUUAUCGUACUAUACACUCUUUUUAUAAGAAAACAUUUUAUCAGAACAACGAAGAAUUAACAUAAAAUAACGAGUGUGAAACCCUUUGUUAGUUCAUAUUUUUAUUGUAAAUACUGCUUUAUAUCGAGAAGAAAUGUAUCUUUGACUAAUGUUUCAUGCUAGCUACAUUACCCCAUACCUAAUUUGCGCGAAAAACUUAGCUAUAUUAAACAUCUUCUAGAAGAUUUUUUAUCAGAUAUAAAACCUUCAUUUUUAUCAGAUUACCACGUUCACAGCUUUGAAAUUAGUUCUUUGGAAUAACAGGUGUUUAAAACGAUAAAAUAAACUUACCCACGUACAUAAAGAUUCGUCAAUGUUUCAUUUACAAAAGUCGGAAGGAAA
Hydractinia symbiolongicarpus is the source of this 1990-nucleotide messenger RNA. RefSeq lists its product as uncharacterized. The coding region runs from base 392 to 1072 and encodes 226 amino acids. NCBI's taxonomy places the organism in Eukaryota, Metazoa, Cnidaria, Hydrozoa, Anthoathecata, Hydractiniidae. The record is from RefSeq and is a predicted model, not a curated record. The transcript has 4 exons.